UGGCAACACGAGGCUGUACAACACGCAGCGCUGAAGUCCGGUCGCCGCAUCAUCUGACAUCAGAAGCGAGACCCGUUGCAACUGUCAACGUGAGAACGAAGCCAUGGGCCAACUGAUGAGCUGUUGCGGUUGCAAGUGCUGCAGUCAUACUCGAGAAAGACUGCGUAGUCGACUACGGAGGCUCUUCGAAUCCCCGCAGCGACCGGAACAGGUGCCAGAGAAGCAGAGUCCUGUACUGCAGCCCCAACAGCAACCCGAUCAGCAGCAAGGGCCGGAGCAAGACGCCGCCACAGCGGAGAAAUCAACAUCUCCGCCGUUCGUUCCCGGGACUGCCGUCCAGAGUCCCUCAGAUUCCGAGGCAGGUGUGACGUCGUCCCUGGGCGACACUACCGAUACGGAAGGCCGCCUCUCCACCGUCCUCUCUCCGACGGGCAGCAGCCUGACGGUCAUCUCUCCGAUGACAACGUCUUCAGACAGCCGCGAAGGCGCUCCGCCACAGGAGGGUGGCAGCUCGAGUGGCCUGAGUUCUACCACACCUGAGAGCGACGCCCAUUUGAGCGGGAAUACAGCUGCUGGAACCGUGAAAACGCCACCUUGACCUGUCCUUCGGCCUCCACUGUUCGGCUGGAACCACAGCGGCAUUGUUGCCUACUCGUCCCUCGGCAUGCCUGACGUCGUUUAAUAUCGCGCUAUGCACCACGUCUUAUAUAACGUGGUUUUUAUUCCCAAUAAAGCCUUUUGCUUUUAUU
Molecule: messenger RNA, 749 nt
Organism: Dermacentor silvarum
Lineage: Eukaryota; Metazoa; Arthropoda; Arachnida; Ixodida; Ixodidae
Exons: 2
Coding region: 104-598 (164 amino acids)
Source: RefSeq, a predicted model, not a curated record